This is a messenger RNA of Darwinula stevensoni, 1942 nucleotides long. The record is from the annotation of a GenBank genome assembly. Lineage: Eukaryota; Metazoa; Arthropoda; Ostracoda; Podocopida; Darwinulidae.
AUGAUGAUGACCCCUGAAUUGAAUGCCCUAUACUCAGAGAAAAAAUCCAUUGCUGAGGAGUUUCACAGAGCUUAUGUCUUAUACCAACAGUACAGGAGGGAACGAAGGAAAGAACGAAGACAGAAGCAACAGGCUCAAAUCCAAGCCAGACAUCAGAAGUGUCAGUAUGAAGAUGUGGCAAUCCCUGAGCCCUAUGAGAAAGAAAGGGGCUUUUGUAAAACGCUUCUAUCCUACCUUGGGAAGUUUGAUGUUAAUGCUUCAGGCAGUGCAUCUGGCUCACUCCUCUUGUGUCCAAAUGAUGCCCACCCACCACUGAGGCUGUCUGUGAGCCAGGAUUCAGGUUUUCAGUUGCUUAAAGGACGGAAGGCUGACACUGAAGAAGAUGUGAAGUACUCUCCUGUUGUGGUGAAGGCACGCAAGAAAUCUCGGCAAGAAAGGAGAGUUUCCAUAAAGAACCGACCCUUGAGUCACACACCAGAAGCUUUGCAACUGUUUGAUCAGCUUGGGGUCUCUCCUCCUACACUGGUAUCUGAUGUUUCAGCUGCUGUUGAGCAGAUCUCCAGCCUUCUUCACGAUUACCAGAAGCUGACUGAAUCAGAGAAGCCUAUGAUGCCUAAUGGUGAUUGUGGUACUGUUCAGGAAAUGCAUGAAGCCAAUGGGAUGAAAAGCAAGAAUGGCCAGAGUGGCGAUAUUCAGGAGCUUUGCCCAGUGUUUAUGAGUUAUAAAUCCCCAGAAAAAAGACAAAAUCAGUCUUCAUGUCAUGAAGCAAUAGAUUCAGAUAAAAUACUUGCUAAUUAUGUAACUCAGACAUCUGGAAGGACAGUUCACUGCCACCAAAGCCAGCAACCUGACAUGAUCCCUGUACCUCUGACUGACACAAAGACUGCCAUGUUUCAGGCUCCUGAUGAGGAGCCAAUGAUGGGAAUAAGUUUGAUGAGCCUUUCAAUAAUUUCUCAAGUGGAUGGCCUAGAACCUCAGACUGGGUCAGUCAGUGCAAUUUCCCGAACAAAUGAUAAGCAACAAAUGACAGAAUCCAUGACAAACUUUCCAGUUAUUCAGCAGAACCAGUUGGUUGCAUCAGGAGGUGCUGUAUCCCAAGCCGGUGAUGAGGUUUCCAAACAUGUGUAUCCUCAAAAAGUUUCUUUGAUUUCUUCAAAUUGUACUAAAACUUCUUUCUCAUAUUUCAAAACUUCUGGGCCCUCUCCAUAUUUUGACCCUUGCAAUGUUCCUGUGGAGGUUUUGGAAGACUUCUUGGGUGAACCCAUAUUGAACAUCAUAAACAACCAGUCACAUGCUGAAGAUGCAGUAUGCACUGACGCAGCUUCUGUUGAGGUCUUAAAGAAGUAUAUUGUCCCACUGCCAUAUGUGAUGGACUUGAUGUCUGGCUCCGACUCAGUCUAUGAUUCAGAGGCAGUUGGAAGCUUGAUAUCUGGACGUUUGGUUAUGUCAGCAUCCUGCCCUCAGUUGAAUGGAGAAAUGGCUUCUGACUUUGAUACUUACUUAUCCUCACCUUUGCUCAUGUCAAGACAAACAGAACCCAUUGUAAAAGAGGCCCUGCUGUCCAGUAGUGGUACCCAUUCUGCAUGAUUUUGUUCAAGUUCACAGGUAUGUUGGGCAUUCCCAUCCAUCCAGAUCUUAUCAUGAGCUCUCAUUCUGCACUUGAAAUGAUCUCAAGAAGAACAAGACAUUUGAAUUCAUAUGGUCUCUUUCAUAAUGGGAUGUGUGUCAAACCCUCUAGAGGGGUUAACUAUGUGCUUUAUGAAGUGAUAACCAGAAGAUGCUUGCAGAAAUUGGAAUUAGAUUCAAAUUAUUUAUGGCUAUUGAAAUGUAAUUAAGAAAGUGUUGUAAUGCCUUCCAUGUUAUGUAUUUUAGCCUUUGCUUGCCUUUGAUGUUACAAUGAGAUUGUGAUUGGCAGCCAAUAAAAGUGAUUAUUGUUCUGUUA